CACAAGUGUCUCCUGGAUCCAGGAUACGGGCUCGCACCUCGCCAUUGGAACAGCCUCGGCGCAGACCCAGCUUUGGGACGUAGCAGCGCAAAAGCAGGUUCGGUCGAUGAACGGGCACUCCGCCCGCGUGAGCGCCCUGGCAUGGAAAAGACACAUCCUCUCCUCCGGCUCCCGGGAUGCGACCAUCGUCCACCACGACGUGCGCGUGCAGAACCACCAUGUGGCCACCCUGCUCGGCCACGAGCAGGAGGUCUGUGGCCUCUCCUGGUCGCCGGACGGCUCUCUUUUGGC
Nannochloropsis gaditana CCMP526 is the source of this 291-nucleotide messenger RNA. RefSeq lists its product as uncharacterized. The transcript has a single exon. The annotation marks the transcript as partial. The record is from RefSeq and is a predicted model, not a curated record.